Messenger RNA from Carica papaya (papaya), 1265 nucleotides. Lineage: Eukaryota; Viridiplantae; Streptophyta; Magnoliopsida; Brassicales; Caricaceae. The record is from RefSeq and is a predicted model, not a curated record.
GAAGGCUUUCGGUUAUGCUUAAUUUUCUGUAAGUUUUCUUCCAAACAAAUAAAGUUUCUGCGAGCGAGAAAUAGGAGAUUAGAGAGAAACUGAAAACGAGGACACCCUGCUUUAUUUCCUUUCCCGCUCACUGUUCCCCUCUUCAGAUUACUGUACUGCAUGGUAUCUCACCCUUCCUCGCCAUUAACACUAGAGGCUGGAGCCAGAGAAGAAAAAGAUAGUAUAUGGAGGACGGCGCAGGAAGAGGUUUGGAAUGCCAGAAGAUUAUGGAUGGGAAGGUGAAUAAUGAGAAUGGUUCAGAGAAGCCAAUCCCUUCUUGUUGCUUGAAGGCUAGGGCUUCUCUCCCUGAACUUGAAGCCAGAUGCCAUUCCACUGUUGUCUCUGGAUGGUUCUCAGUAUCUCAGUCUUGCACUGAUAAAGCUAACAAAAGCAUUUACUUCAACAACCCUAUGUGGCCUGGUGAAGCACAUUCACUGAAGGUUGAGAAAGUUUUACACAAGGAGAAGUCAGAUUACCAAGAGAUCCUAGUUUUUGAGUCAGCAACAUAUGGAAAAGUGCUCGUUCUUGAUGGCAUUGUACAGUCUGCUCAAGAGCUUGUGGAGAAGCCAUUUUUUGAAACAAUAGCGAGAGCAUUAAGACCUGGUGGUGUCGUCUGUAAUAUGGCAGAAAGCUUGUGGCUACAUACACAUCUUAUUCAAGACAUGAUCUCUAUUUGCCGUGAUGCUUUCAAGGGUUCUGUCCAUUAUGCAUGGACAAGUGUACCAACAUAUCCAAGUGGAGUAAUUGGAUUUCUUCUGUGCUCUACGGAGGGUCCUCCUGUUGAUUUCAAGAAUCCCAUCAAUCCUAUUGAAAAAUUGCAAGCAGCUGGCAAGGAUAAAAGAGAACUUAGGUUUUACAAUUCAGAGUUGCACUCGGCCGCUUUUGCUCUGCCAACAUUUUUUCGGAGAGAAGUGAGCGGACUCGGUGCGUCUCCAACCUGCCCAUGACAACUUUUUCUUUGAAAAUUGAUUUUAGCAAUCCUAAUAUAUUUUUCCAGGAAAAAGAUUCAUGUGAAGUUUAACCCUACAUGGAUAAUAGACUACAGCAAGGUGAGGGCAUGAGAAGCUUUCAGGGCUUUGAGGAGGAUUUCUAUUCUAGCGUGUAUUGUUAUUUCUUCCAACAAUGUUAUCCGGUGGAUGACCUUUUUAAUUUAUAUUAGAUAUAUAUAUAUAUAUAUAUAUCAUACGAUAUUGUAUUUGUAGGAACGUUCUAUAGCUUCUCCCAGU